AUGCCCCCGCUGGCAGGCUUCUCCGACAACCCCUUUGCCACCCGUGCCGACUGUGACGCCGCCGCCAGAGCCAUACUCGAUGCACUGACUCCAUACCAAUCUCCCGCCGGCGCCCGCAUCAGGCUCCCACUGACCACCGGAACGCACUUUGAUGAUGUCGCCGCCCAGCUCGAGGGAUAUGCCCGUCCGCUCUGGGUCGUGGGCGCGCUGCUGCACUCGCACGCCCUCAGUGCAGCCGACAAGACGCGGCUCGUAGAUCCAUAUGCCAGAGGCCUGGCCAGCGGUACCAACCCAGACCACCCGGAGUACUGGGGCCCCGUCGUGCUGCGCGACCAGCGCAUGGUCGAAAUGGAAAUCAUAUCCUUUGCGCUGCUCGCCGCCCCAGACACCAUGUUCGCCUCGCAGACCGACGAGGCCAGGAACAACAUCACGGCGUGGCUCAUGACGCUCAACGGCAAGGACUUUCCAACCACCAACUGGCUCUGGUUCCGCGUCAUGACGAACCUCGCGCUGAUCAAAGUAUGCGGCGUGCCCCAGGCCGAGGUGCUCGACGCCAUGAAAGCCGAUCUGGAUCUCAUGGAGCAGUUCUACCUGGGCGAAGGCUGGGCUGCCGACGGCAUAUGGAGCGACGAGGGGAGGCAGGCCGACUACUACUCUGGCAGCUUCGCGAUACAGUUUUCGCAGCUAAUCUAUGCAAAGAUGGCACGGGACCUGGAUCCAGAGCGGUGCGAGCGGUUCCAGGGUCGAGCACGCGAUUUUGCAAUGAGCUUUUGGCGCUACUUUGAUUCAAACGGUGCCGCGAUCCCCUUUGGCCGCAGUCUGACGUACCGGUUUGCCUUUGCGGGAUUCUGGUCUGCCGUCGUCUUCGCAGAUGUGUCGUUGCCUGCGCCCUUGGACGACUGGGGCGUCAUCAAAGGCCUCUUGCUGCGCCAUUUCCGCUGGUGGAGCACAAAACACGACAUGUUCAAUGUCGAUGGCACCCUGACCAUUGGGUUUGCGUAUCCCAACAUGUUCCUCAGCGAAGACUACAACAGCCCGCAGUCUCCGUACUGGGCCACCAAAGCCCUGCUUGCGCUCGCCAUGCCCGAAUCCCAUCCCUUCUGGCUGGCCGAGGAAAAACCCCUACCACAUACCGGCAAUGCAGUCGUGCCCGUCCGGCCGCCCAUGCACAUUCUGUGCCAGCAGCGCAACCACCACUUCCUGCUGUCCACCGGCCAGUUCUGCCCGUGGCCGCUCAAAGCCACAGAAGCCAAGUACGGCAAAUACGCCUACUCGUCGCACUUUGGCUUCAGCGUGCCCACAGGCCCCUUGAUCCAGCAAAUGGCCCCCGACAGCACGCUCGCCCUGAGCAAAGACGGCGGCGAUACUUGGCGCGUGCCGUGGAAAGUCUCGGCACCCGCGUUUCACAACAACAAUGAUAACGAUAUCCUUGCCAUAAAGCUUGUGCGGGACGGCCAGAUAGCCGAAAGUAUAUCGGCCAUGUCGAGCUCCUGGAAGCCGUGGGCUGACGCUGACGUUGUCGUGCGCACGCUGCUUAUUGCGCCGUGCUCGCGCUGGCCCGACUGGUAUAUCCGAUGGCACACUAUUUGGAAUCCCGCGCCGCACACCGUCAAGCUGCACGCUGUCCAGGGCGGUUUUGCAAUCCAGGGCCGUGGCCACAGCCGAGGUGAAGUCCUACCUGCUUUUAGUCAUGUAUCCCAGCUCAAGGCUGCGGCGCACAACAAGCCGCAUCCCGAAGGUACUGUUGUUGUACAUGAAGACGCGGCGGCGUCGACGCUCAUUUGCUCGGAUGCCGGUGCAAGCGGUAUACGGGCUUUGCAUCUCCGGCGUGGGGAAAAUGGACAGCGUCCUGUUGAAGAACGUGCCGAGGUCCUCAAGCCAGAUGCUAAUACCAAUUUGAUAUGGCAACGCACCCUCAUACCCACGCUGCAUGCACAAGCCACAGCUGAUGCAGAACCUGUGCAGUUUGGCAGCGCAGUGUUUGCACUAGCACGGACAGACGACAGAGCAGAUGCAUAUGCAGCGCUGGAUACAGAGAGCCUGUGGAUGGAUAUGCCCGUUAUCGCGACAGCCAAAGAAGAGCCAGGCACAAAGGGGUGGUAUAUCAGCAUCCCAGAUGCUAACAGCUGGAGACCUUGA
Exserohilum turcica Et28A is the source of this 2139-nucleotide messenger RNA. RefSeq lists its product as uncharacterized. The transcript has 2 exons. Lineage: Eukaryota; Fungi; Ascomycota; Dothideomycetes; Pleosporales; Pleosporaceae. The coding region runs from base 1 to 2139 and encodes 712 amino acids. The record is from RefSeq and is a predicted model, not a curated record.